Exophiala viscosa is the source of this 1794-nucleotide messenger RNA. Its product is annotated as tyrosinase. The record is from RefSeq and is a predicted model, not a curated record. Gene Ontology annotation, molecular function: oxidoreductase activity. Bases 1 to 1794 code for a protein of 597 amino acids. The transcript is spliced from 6 exons. NCBI's taxonomy places the organism in Eukaryota, Fungi, Ascomycota, Eurotiomycetes, Chaetothyriales, Herpotrichiellaceae.
AUGCUUCUAUGUCUGCUCUUACUCAUGCUCGCCGACACCUUGACUGCCUUCAAAGUGACUGGUGCCAUGGGCGGUGUCAAUACAACCACAGGGGCUCGGCCACUGCGAUACGAGAUCCACAAAUUCGCGACCUCCGGGCCAGCAUUCGACUUGUUGAUCCUUUCUUUGAUGGCCUUUCAGGCUGCGAAUCAGUCGAAUCCUCUUUCUUACUUUCAGAUAUCAGGUAUCCACGGCUAUCCUCAAAUCCCUUGGGAUGGAGUUCCUGGCACAGGCAUUUAUCCAGGAUAUUGUAUGCACGCUGCCGUACCAUUUCCUAUGUGGCAUCGACCAUACACAGCAUUGUUCGAGCAAUUGCUAUGGACACACGCACAGGACAUCGCCAAAACGUUUCCCGAUGCCCAACGUGACCAAUAUCAAGAGGCAGCUUUGACGUUGCGCCUUCCCUACUGGGAUUGGGCACUAUAUCCAAGCUUGCCCGACGUGGUUACUCAGACCGAAAUUUCUAUCAAUACACCCAAUGGCUCGCAGACCGUCACUAAUCCAUUCUAUGCUUACACCUUCCAGUCCAACGCCACCGGCAAUGGAUUCCCUCUGUCACACCCUCUGGCAAAUCUUUCGACCACUGUUCGCUGGUACAACCCAGGCACAGGACAAAGCAAUCAAAGUGCUUCCAAUGCCGCUCUGAAAGCAAAUGCGCCGACAAUUCUGUCUCUGACCUAUCAGCUGCUCACGGCGGUGUCAAACUACACGACAUUCUCCUGCACUUGGCCUGGUGGCCAGUCAGGCAUAGCGAACAACAUUGAAGGCAUCCACAACAGCAUCCAUGACAGCGUUGGAGGUUUUGGACACAUGGAAUACCCAGAACUUGCUGGGUUUGAUCCGGUCUUCUGGUUACAUCACGCCAAUGUCGAUCGCCUUGUGGCCAUGUGGCAAGUCUUAAACCCUAACAGCUUCAUUGUUCCGACUGUCAAUGCAUAUGGAUCGUACUACGAGCAUCCUGGCUUUGUGGACUCGGCUACUAGCGCAUUGGCUCCAUUCCACUCCAACAAUGGUAGCACCUUGUUCACCGUCAAUGGAGUUCGCAGUAUCAUACCAUUCGGCUAUAGCUAUCCCGAGCUACCGGACUGGGAAAUGGAUCAGGAAGAGUUGGCCACAAAUGUACGAAGCGAGGUCAAUGCAUUGUACAAUCCAAGCAUGACUGCGGCAGGUAGCCGCACGGCGAGAGACGUUGAGCAGCGAUCGGCGGAUAUUGCCGACUCAUUCGGCCAUGUGACACUUGAGAUGGCACAAAACAUGCGCGUCAACAACCUUGAGAGACAAUGGGCAAUUACUGUAUUGGUCGACCGAUACCCAUUGGACACCAGUUUUCUCAUCGACUUUUUCAUGGGCAAAGCACCAGAUGAUGUGACUUCUUGGGCCAGCGCAAAGAACCUGAUAGGCAGUUAUGCGCAAUUUGGCCCGGCCAACGUGUCGCUACUUCAUCCGAAUGGGGCCCCUUCUGGUCAAGUCCGCAGUGAGAUUGCAAUGACGCACACUCUGGCUGCUGGCGUGCACCGAGGAGUUCUUAAAGAUCUUUCCCCAUCGUCAGUAGUGCCAAUGCUGCGCAAGGGGCUGAACUGGAGAGCCAGAACUGCAAUGGGCCAAGAAGUACCGCUUUCUUCGCUCUCUGGACUUGUCAUAUCAGUCUACAGCAGAUCGAUCAUUCCUUCUAAUACGACAAACCAUUUCCCCAGUUAUGGUCCCCUGAGAUGGGAGAGAUCCGCCACAGAGAGUAAGCCUUACGGAGCGUCGUGA